AAUCAAAUGGUACUUCUUCUUCUGCUCUAUUUCUCUUUUGGUGGCUGGUUGUAUCUGCAAGUAAAGAUAAAGAUAAAGCGCACCAACUGUUUGCUAAAAUUCCCCCAUGUUUAUGAAUGUGCUGAGCAGAGGAGAUGCAGAGAAAUGGUCGAAUCGUCUACCUUUUACCGUGCAGUGUACUCAGAGAUAGAGGAGGUUGGAUGGGAGCAUCUGGUGAGGUUCGGUGGAGAUCUAACAUCUCUCAGCUUUCGGAUCUUAGAUGGCAAGGGGAGAAUGCAUAUUAUUGAGAUUCAAUUGGAUAAAACCCAUCCUAAAUGGCCUCCUUCAAUUUCAGCAGAUGUACCAUAUAUGUUUGAUUUAAAAUGGUCAACACACUCAAGAUUGAAAGAUGUGGUGCAGCAGUUUAAAAAGCAUCUGGAGAAGCUUCAGGCAUUUUGGUCUACUUUGGAUGAUAUUGACAGGUCCCUUUGGGUUAUUGAUCCUAAACAAGCAUCUCCUGCCGUAUCCUAUCGCCAGAUCAAUAUGGGAAAUGAUUGCUUCAUCAUGUUGUCUAUUAAUGCCUUUGAUCCUAGAUCUUUACCAGAAUGUCGUUUUAUUGGUUCAGGUCCAAUUGUGAACUUGUUGAGAAAUAGAUGGCGAAGAAAUAGCAAAAGAUGGAUAAAAGACAAACAAUUUCUAGAAAAUCUUAAAUGUCUUUUGGAGACUCAACUGCCAAUUCCCCCUGAUGUCCAGAAGAAUGAGCAGCAAGUUGAAUGCGGAAUUUGUUAUGCUCAGAGUCUUCCAAUUGAUGAAGAGCUCAGACAUAAGAGUGGAACUGGGACUGACUAUACAUGCGACAAUACCAGUUGCAAAAGGGCUUUCCAUAGCAUAUGUCUUGUGGACUGGUUGCGUUCUAUCACCACAACAAGGCAGUCAUUUGAUGUUCUAUUUGGAAGUUGUCCAUACUGUUCAGAACCAGUUGCAGUGAAAAUCGACAGCAUGAAGAAGUAGACCAUCAGGUUGCUCCUCUAUGGAAUGCAGCAAACCACGUUUUGUUGAGGUACAUUUGCACUAUUCUUCUUGUGGUGGUCCUAAUCCAUGCUACUAGUACUAACCAACCAAGUCAGAGAAGAUGUGCCAUUCCAAACAAACUUUUUAAUCCCUCAAUUAUCAAUCAUCACAGAAUGGCCCCUCAUUUUAAUGCCCCUUAUCGAUCCGGUUGGGAUUUGGGGUCCCUUGUUAUUUAGGUCUCCCCACAUCAUUAUGAAAAUGUUGCAAUUUCUUUGGAUUCAACAUAUACAACCAGUUGUAGGCAAGAAAAAUUCAGCGACCUAUUGAUUGUUUGCUUGCGGGUUCCACACUUUAUGUUGUAAGAGCUCGAUGCGGUUGGAUGCUUUGCCCUACUGUUUUCAAUUUGUCAAUUUUGCUUUCUUCAUGUUGGAUUUGAACUUUUUUUGUUGAUUGA
This is a messenger RNA of Prunus mume (Japanese apricot), 1444 nucleotides long. RefSeq names its product zinc ion binding protein. Gene Ontology annotation, biological process: protein monoubiquitination; interstrand cross-link repair. Gene Ontology annotation, cellular component: Fanconi anaemia nuclear complex; nucleus. Gene Ontology annotation, molecular function: ubiquitin protein ligase activity. The record is from RefSeq and is a predicted model, not a curated record. NCBI's taxonomy places the organism in Eukaryota, Viridiplantae, Streptophyta, Magnoliopsida, Rosales, Rosaceae.